UAAAGUAAAGAGACCAAAUGGGUGGAAAUAAAGAAAAAAUACAACAACAGAAGAGGGACAUGGGGAAUGGAGGGCCAGAUGAGGGUGAGGCCAGGUGUCGGGGGCGCGCUUCCAGCCUGCCCCUGAUUUCUCUAUUCUCGUGAACGAGCAUGUAAACACCCGACCACUGCAGGGGGACUUACUGUCUGCUGGAGCGGUGUGUGUGUGUCCUCUGUGUGUGUGUCCUCUGUGUGUCUGCCCUGUGUGUGCCUGUGAGCGGGAUGGCGGAUGGAGAAUUAAUCGCAUUGCAGGAUCCCCAGGCUGUGGAGGCGGGACCGCGGGACCACAGGAGGCUGACCCGACUUUACUGCAUGAACGGCGGACACCACCUGCAGAUCCUGCCCGAUGGGACGGUGCAGGGCCGGAGGGAGGAUGGAGACGCUCACACUGUUUUAAAGAUCCGGUCCGUGGACAGAGGUGUGGUGGUCAUCCAGGGGACAGACACUGGGCGAUAUCUGGCGAUGAGCGAUGAGGGACGUCUGUACAGUUCACCCACAGUCUCUGACGAGUCAUACUUCCUGGAGAAACUGGAGGAGAAUCACUACAACACAUAUCGGCCUCAGAAGCAUCAGGAGAGGAACUGGUACGUGGCCUUGAAAAAGAACGGGAAACCUAAACUGGGUCCAAGAACUCACAUCGGGCAGAAGGCCGUCUUCUUUCUGCCCCGCCAGCUGGACGGCUCCGGGGAGUAGAAGAAGAAGAAGAAGAAGAAGAAGUAGAAGUUCACCUCAACACGCAGCGAUUACCUCGACCAAAAUGGACCAGAAGCGGCUGGUGGUCAGAUUUGUGUGUUUGUGAAAUAACACUUGGAGGCGUGGUGAGAAAGUGGUUGAGGAGAUGCUGGUCGUUGAUCGUGUUUAAAUUUUCUCAGACAAAGGUCUUUGUCCGUACAACAAGUAAUUUGAGCCUAAACAUUGCACUCAUCUUUUUUCAUUCUCACCCUCCCACUUUACUGAACAACUCCAUGUCAUCUCUAUUAGCUACUUAACUUCAUUGCUAAUGUUGUCUUAAACAGAGAAGAAGACGCUAGGUGAGCCAAGUCAUUGUCCUGUUAUGUGAUGUUAUUUAUAUUAACAUAGAGGCAUUGUACACAAUUAUAUCCUAUUUAUAGAGACUAUAUUAUGGAGGGAAGAAAACAGAGUGUAGUGCUGCUAAAUGUUUAUUUAUCCAACAUAUCCUAACGACUGAGAAACUUGUUU
Molecule: messenger RNA, 1238 nt
Organism: Platichthys flesus (European flounder)
Lineage: Eukaryota; Metazoa; Chordata; Actinopteri; Pleuronectiformes; Pleuronectidae
Gene: fgf1a
Product: fibroblast growth factor 1a
Exons: 3
Coding region: 261-731 (156 amino acids)
Biological process (GO): fibroblast growth factor receptor signaling pathway; cell differentiation; positive regulation of protein phosphorylation
Cellular component (GO): cytoplasm
Molecular function (GO): growth factor activity; fibroblast growth factor receptor binding
Source: RefSeq, a predicted model, not a curated record